Molecule: messenger RNA, 3496 nt
Organism: Cyprinus carpio (common carp)
Lineage: Eukaryota; Metazoa; Chordata; Actinopteri; Cypriniformes; Cyprinidae
Product: proto-oncogene c-Fos-like
Exons: 3
Coding region: 1480-2478 (332 amino acids)
Biological process (GO): regulation of transcription by RNA polymerase II
Cellular component (GO): nucleus
Molecular function (GO): RNA polymerase II cis-regulatory region sequence-specific DNA binding; DNA-binding transcription factor activity, RNA polymerase II-specific
Source: RefSeq, a predicted model, not a curated record
AAUAGGUAUUGGUUUUGCGGAAUGACUCUGCAAAUGGCCCUUUUCCCUCCAUGAGAAUCACAGAUCAGAAGCCAGAGGCGGAUCUGCCGGGAAACACUUGGACUGUGGACAGAAGGGAGGCCCCACUCACACACCCUCCUGUGAAAGCAGGAUUACCUCAUCUGAGCUAUGAAUAGAGAUUUUCAGACAGGUUAUGGAGAAGAACAACGGCAUUUUCUAGAAGUCCGAGUGAGAAUUAACAUACAGAAAGCUUUUGGGUUUUUGGGCAGAUCCUUAUAAUAGACAGAAUAAUGUCUGCCAGCAGACCGUUAUGAAGUCAACAACUUUUUUUUUAAAAGAAUAAAAAACAAAAAUAACAAUAAUAAAAAUGCUUAAAACACAUACUUGGAUAAUUUUGGCUACUUGGAGAAUAUGUCGUCAUAAGAAUGUCACUGAAUUAAGUGUAAUAUGAUAAAAAUAGUCUGUGCCGCAGUAUAGCUGCAGCUAGAGGCCCCACACCGGAUGUGCCUUAUAUGGUCAAGACACGCUGCUCUCUGAUUGGCUGCCAACAUUAGCGACAGGGUUGUUGCUGGAGCGCUCUGAGUGGGAGAUCCAUCAUUGUAAUUGACAAGGGAUAAGAAAAAUCACAGUUUUUAAUAGAAAGGGCGCGGUUGAAAUAUCACAAAAAUUAUUUAUUUGUUUAAUUCUCAUCCUUUUGCAUACAUAGUCGUUGAAUAACACUUGAUGAUGUCAAAUGCAGUAUGUAUAUUUGUUGUUUAUUUCUCUCAAUUAUAGGCUAUGUCUCGUGAGGCAAUCACGCGCUUGCAGAUGAACCAUCUUUAAGAUAUAAAUCUCUAUAAUAUGCAUAAAACGCAACCUCACACAGGAAUGCAAAAGACAGACUGCAAACAAGGCACGUAAAAUGACGUAUCUUGUUCAUUCAUGUGAAAGCUGCAGCGUUGUAAUUAUAGAAAAUUACCUCUGUUUACGCAUUGGACGCUUUAUUUCAAUGCCUAAAAUGUUGAAUCAAAGCGAGAAUUGUUUUGAGUCAGGCAUAUCUGUGAAAUGCCGUAUAUAUAUUUGGCUCGUGCUUCACUGUCUCCCCUCAGGAUCAGUGGUACAGUCUCACAAAUUUCAUUCAUAAAAAUCUGCCUCACUAUAAAGAGAAGCAGCGUUGAUGGCUGGUGCCUCCUAGCGUAGUAACCUCAAUCUUGAUUUUAAAAAACCCUGCAGAACAGCAUUUGGUGACAUUAGUCACAUAUUAAUCUGUUUCCCAGCAUCUCCUGGAGCGAUCUAGCAGAAGUGAUGCCUAAAAACGCGAGUGUUUCUCAGGUGUCUGCAGAACAGCUGCUGCACACAUCAGCUUCUGAGAUGAAGGAUACGCAGGUACAAUCAAUUGCAUGUUUACCUGGAAUGUAACCUAAAUGGACUGUUUAAAACAGCUGUGAUUAAUGAUUUAUGCUUAUGCAAUGAUUUCAUAUUUUUUUUGAAUACAACCAAAUGAAUGGUUGUAUAGCAAUUUUGCUACGAACCAUAUUUGAUGAUCACAUUUUCGUGCUUGUUCUCAGGACAGGUAUUCUGAAGGAUGCUGAUGCUCCCUUUGUUCCAACGGUCACUGCUGUAGCUUCAGCUCCGGAUCUCAAGUGGAUGGUCCUGUCAACUGACAUCUCUUCAGUGUCGCCCUGCAGACGCGAGAAACCACAGAGCUCGUCUCACUCCACAGAUGCCAAACCAGCUCAAAAGACCUUCACUGGCCGGAGGAAGGGGGUGAAAGAUCAGCUUUCUCCAGAGGAAGAGGAGAGGAAGAGGAUCAGAAGAGAAAGGAAUAAACUCGCAGCUGCCAAGUGUCGAAAUCGCAGACGAGAACUAACUAACAGCCUCCAAGCUGAAACCGAUAGUCUUGAGGAGGACAAAGCAGCUCUGCAGUCUGAGAUUGCCAGUCUGUUAAAAGAGAAAGAACGACUUGAACUCAUCCUCUCUGCUCACAAGCCCUAUUGUAAACUCACGGAGGAAACGGCGGCAGAGAGUGAGGAACAAACCCAAUCCCAGGAGGAGCAGAUUCAAGCUCCUAAUGUCUGCCCAGAACAGGCACCCACCUCCCCUCAACAGCCCGACCCCACCAGCACUGCGAUUUUUGGCGACUCCGACGUCCUUCUGUGUUCCAGUGCCGAACUGGGAACCGCUGAGGUGGAACCGUACAUUGAUAUGAGAGAUGUGUCCAUGGAAGACAUUAGCGACGUGAUUGACAGCGGGGAUGACAUGGAUCUGUUAGUGCCAGAUAUUGACCUUACUAGCUCUCUGGGCCUAAGCGAAUGGGAAACCCUUUACAUGUCAAUGGGUGGUGGGUUGGAACCUCUCAGCUCGCCUGCAUGCAGUCCCACCUGUAGCAGCACCAACGCUGUGCCCGUCUUCAGCUUCAACAAUACAGAUGUGGAGAAGCAUGACAGUGGAAAAGAGGGCAAAUCUAAUGCAGCCAAAGAAAUCAAGACGACUUUAUGAAGCUUCUGGCACAUCGUUCUUAUAAAGGUUCUAAAAUGGGGUUUUCACAGUGAUGUCUAGGUACUUUAUUGGCAUUUAUGGUUCCAUGAAGAACCUUUCCAUUGUACAAACACUCUUUAUGGUGGUUAAAAGGUUCUUUAGAUGAUUACAUGUUCUUCACACCAAGAAAAAAUAGAUCUUUUAAUAACUGUUCAAUAAAAAAUAGUUCUUCUAUGGCGUUGCUGUGGAACCCCACUUUUGGAUCCUUUAUUUUUAAAAGUGCUGAAGAACCUUUCAGUGAACAGUUCUUUAAAAAGGCUGUUCUUUGUUGGCAUCUACGGUUCCAUGAAGAACCAUUAAAAUCCAUGGAACCUUUUCAUUGCACAAAAGAUUCUUUAUAGAGGAAAAGGGUUCUUUAGAGUAAUAUGUUCUUAAUAUGUUCUAAAAUGUUCUUCAAACUAAGAAAACAAUGGUUCUUUUAACAGUUGUUUGUUGAAAGGUUUUGGACUUCAAAAGACUUUUUUUUUUCCGGCAAUAAAGAACUUUUUGUGGAAUGGAGAGGUUGGAUCUUAAACGUUCUUUAUGGAGCCAUCAAUGCCAGUAAAGAACCCUUCAGAAUGAAAUAAUCUGAUAAAGAAGUGUGCUGUGAAAUAUUGUUGAUGAACCGAAAAGCCCUCAUAAUAAUGUUUUCAUAAAUGAGUCUGACAUGUUCAACAUUUAAAAAAUAUAUAGUGAAUGCUGUGCAGUAGAUGUAAUGUGACCCUUACAUCCAGUGAAGUCACUAUUUGUUUCUUCCAGAUGUUGACAUUGUUGAAUAUGCUGUUCAUCCUGUGAAAGACAUGCGUUCAUGCACUUUUGUACCAGUAUAGGUACGUGUAACUGUAUCAGUUGGUGUGGUGAUGUACAAGUGCAGUCUGUUACACCGUGUCUUUAGUGUGUGACUGUUUUUUUUUUUUUUUUUUUUUGGUAUUGUCAAAAAAAAAAAAAGUAAUCUGACAAUGGUGGCAAAAAAAUAAAAAUAAAAAAUCUUUAUGCAUUU